This is a messenger RNA of Ilex paraguariensis (yerba mate), 420 nucleotides long. NCBI's taxonomy places the organism in Eukaryota, Viridiplantae, Streptophyta, Magnoliopsida, Aquifoliales, Aquifoliaceae. The record is from the annotation of a GenBank genome assembly.
AUGGCUAUGGAUGUGAAUUUUGUGUUAGUUGAUGUAUGUAAGGAAGAGAUUGUCUUGAGGAAACCAAGUCCGGGAUUGGUUGAGGAUGUGAAAAGGGUUGUGGAGAUGAUUAAUAAGGAGAUUAAUGUCAAUUUUAUGACACCAAUGAGGAUAAUUAGGGAUGCAAUUUUGGGAUUUGGUAGUCCUGCUCCCAUAUUGGUGUCUGAGGGGUUGAACACAAUGGAUGUUUGUCGGGGCUGUGUUACGGAGCUGAGGAGCAGGUUGGAUGAUGGAACUUGGGGGACUGGUCUGGGAUAUUGCAUUGCUGCGGCAGUGGCUUCUCCUCGGCUUCUGGUUGCUGUUGAAGGUGAUUCUGGAUUUGGGUUCACUGCCAUGGAACUCGAGGUUUAUUCCCUUACCAAAUAUUUAUCGUUCACUUAG